This is a messenger RNA of Magnolia sinica, 1071 nucleotides long. RefSeq names its product 7-deoxyloganetic acid glucosyl transferase-like. The coding region runs from base 8 to 577 and encodes 189 amino acids. The record is from RefSeq and is a predicted model, not a curated record. The transcript has a single exon. NCBI's taxonomy places the organism in Eukaryota, Viridiplantae, Streptophyta, Magnoliopsida, Magnoliales, Magnoliaceae.
ACCGGCCAUGGAGAAAGCUCCGCCGCAUGUGCUCGUAUUCCCAUUCCCAAUACAAGGCCACAUCAACUCCAUGGUCAAGUUAGCCAACCUCCUCUGCAUAGCUGGCAUCCACGUCACCUUCCUCAACACCGACCACAUCCACCACCUCCUCCUCCGCUCCAACUCUAACCUCCUCGCCCGCCGGCCCGGCCUCCGAUUUCAUAGCAUCUCAGACGGCCUCCCGCCGGAUCAUCCCCGCUCGGCCGUUAAAUUCAUGGAGCUCUACGACUCGCUCAGAUCGGUCACGAAGCCACUCCUCCGGGCGAUGCUGGCAGGAUCCUGCGGGCCGCCGGAAUCUGACGACAAGGUGACGUGUAUCGUAGCGGAUGGCAUCUUGUCGUUCGCGAUCGACGUCGCGGAUGAGCUGGAAUCCCGACUGUUACCUACCGUACGGCGAGCGCGUGCAGCUUCUGGGCUUAUUUCUGUGGUCCCGCACUUUUUGCAGGAGGAGAGUUCCCAUUCGAAGGUAAGCUCCUGGCCUCGACCCAAGUCUUUCCUUUGCUCGGGCGCGGAUUGGAUAUUCUCCACCAGGGGGUAGCUAGAGACGGACGGUCCUCUUAAGGGACCUGUGGGGCCCACCGUGAUGUAGAUGUUUUAUCCAUGCUGUACAUCCAUUUUGACGUAUCAUUUUAGGCCGUAAGCCUAAAAAGUUGGUAGAUUGAAGGAUCAAGUGAACCACACCACAAGAAGCAGUAGGGAUUAAAUUCCCACCGUUGAAAACUUUCUAAAGGCCACCGUGAUGUAUAUUCUCCAUCCAAUCUGUUCAUAAGAUUACAUCAACCUUUAGGAAGGAAAAACAUAAAUAUUAGCUUGAUCCAAAACUACCGUGGCCUCCGAGAAGUUUUCAACAGUUAGCUUUCAAUCCCCACUCAUUCCCGUGGUGUGGUCUACUUGAGCCUUUCAUUUGCCUCCUUUUUCGGAUCAUGCCCUGAAAUGAUUUGUCUAAAUGGAUGGAUAGUGUGGAUAAAAUAUAUACACCACUGUGGUCCCCACAUAGCCCCUGACAGGAUCCUUCAUCUUGUUGCGCCGCAC